Messenger RNA from Harmonia axyridis, 1897 nucleotides. Its product is annotated as glutaredoxin domain-containing cysteine-rich protein CG31559-like. The coding region runs from base 246 to 1742 and encodes 498 amino acids. The transcript has 5 exons. Lineage: Eukaryota; Metazoa; Arthropoda; Insecta; Coleoptera; Coccinellidae. Gene Ontology annotation, biological process: sensory perception of sound. The record is from RefSeq and is a predicted model, not a curated record.
UAUUCGAGCCGUACGACCACCAGUCAGCGAUUUCUACUUUUCCACGUACGAAUUCGGUUACUCGACACGUUUCUCAGCCAGUCUCCCGUUGGUAGUUCGGUUUGAUGUGCGUUUCUCCGUUACCGAUAUUCGGUGCUCCGUUCGUUUUCCGUAGUUCACAGAUGUCGUUUGUGAUUUCAUUAAUUCCAUAGACUUAUUGUAACUGGAAACCAGUUUUGUUGAUUAUGAAAAAAGAUUUCUGAAGGAUGCACACGAUGGAAGACCCUAACAUUGGACCUCCGCCUCUACCACCAAAAGCACGAAAAUCCCCUCCAAUGGCUGGUGCAACGGUACUUACAAACUGCAUCAUACGAGACAACUUUAAUUACAAACACAGUUUCGAGAACACUGUAGACGUUGAACAGCAAACUAACUCGAAUACACACGUAGUAAAAAUUCAAAUAAAUCCUUCUCAAGAGUCCUACUCCAAUGGUUCUAUCAAUACAACCAGCGUGACGUGUGUUGUGUCGCCCUGCAUUAAAAUUAGUGUUAACACGUCGGAAGGUGAAAUGGUUCAAAAAACGAUGGUUGAUUCAUCGACAGAGACAAAUGAAUACUUCUUUUAUGAUCAGUUUCACGGUGAGGUUAUGUCGAGCGGUCAAAUUUCUCCAAGCGACACCCUCGACUCUGGCACUUGCAGUGAUUUGGAUAGUUCUUUUCCAUCUAUCAGCUCCAGAAAGAAAACAGGAAUAUCUGUUACUAUAAUUGGUGAGAAAACGAAAACACCAUCUGGCUUGAAUAGUAGUGUUAUUGAGGCAAACAGCGAUGAUAAUGAAAAAAAUGAUUCCUGCGGAGAGAGAAGAAAAACGAUAGAUACUCAACAACUGAUACCUACGACACGGGCUUCUUCAAAUUCUCUUCCUCAGACUCUUUUGCAAGACAUACGUAAUGCUAAAUUUUCUGUGGACCAAACAGUAAAACCAAUACUAAUAAAAGAAUUGUCGUUUGAAGAAGAAAAAGAAACCAAAAAGUGCAAUGAAAUCAUCGGUAGUAACAGGCUGUAUGAAACAGACAAAUAUUAUAAUUUUCAUUUGAAUGAAAAUGAAUCCAGUGGUCCGUUCGUGUCUUAUGAAAAUGAUGAAGUGGGUGAGAGUUUUGCGGGUUAUAAGGAUUUGUUAGGUGAUGGAGCUUCUACUAUAAGAAGUGCUAAAGGUACCGUGCGAGGUGUUAAAAACAGAGUACGGGCUGGGAUUGCAACUUUCCUUCAGAUCAGCUCGAAUACAAAGACCUACAAAGAGAAAGAAGCCGGCAAAGUAGUUGUGUACACAACAUCCAUGGGCAUAAUUCGCGACACCUAUCAAGCCUGCAUGAAAGUGAAGCAAAUCCUGCGUACCCUUCUAAUCAAAUUCGAGGAAAGAGACGUGUUCAUGAGUAUUGAAUGUCAGCAGGAGAUACGGGAACGAAUGAGAUGUGAUUUUAUUCUUGUGCCACAGGUCUUUGUUGAUGGGCAACACGUGGGGGACGUUGAAACCCUCGAGAAACUAAAUGAGUCUGGUGAACUGAGAAGGAUCUUGAAGCCAUUCAAGACUAUGAAUGCUUGUUUAUCUUGCGAAGUUUGCGGUGGUUACCGUCUCCUUCCUUGCACAGUCUGUAACGGAAGCAAGAAAUCCGUCCACCGGAACCAUUUCACUGCCGAAUUCGUGGCCCUUAAAUGCAUGAAUUGUGAUGAAGUGGGCUUAGUGAGAUGUACAGCCUGCUGCUGACAGUUCAGGAAAUUCAUUCCCAAGAUAAAUCAAGAGCAAUAUCAUCAUUUUAUUAUUCACUGAGUUUAUUUAUAAUGAAUUUUUAGUAUUUGUGUCAUAUAGUUGUAUAUGUAAUGUUUUUUUAUAUUUCGCAUUAAAUUUUAAUUUCGUUGAUA